AAAAAAAAACCCCUGAUAAACAGACGCAUAGUAAUCGACUCCAAAAAAAAGGCACCCCAAACGCCGUAUCUAGCUUACCACCAGAUGGCCUGCCAUCACCACCAAAGCCACCCUACCCCCACCAACACCACCACCUGUUUCCACAACUUUUGCUGCUGUUGCAGCUGCUGCAGCUGCAGCCCACCGCAAGUUUCCCCUCCAUUACAAGACCCACUUCUCCAUGCCCUUGCUGCUCACAUUCUUCACUCUGCCCCUCUCAACCAUGAGCAACACCAUCAUCACGAUCCCUAUUCUCAAUCUACGAAACUUAACACCCACAAUCUCCAUCCUCAAAACCCCUACCAAAAUCAUCAACGACGAUCCCAAAACCAACGCUUCCAAGAAACCCAUGGGACCGGCUCAAUGCUUUCCUCUUUGCUUCGCCGCAUCGAGUCCCUGGAGUCCUCUCUCCUCCAAGUUUCUACUUCUUCCACAUCUCCAUGUUCUUGUUCCCCGUACUCUCUCAGAGACUUAUCCGCUCGUGUUAUACAAACCCAUUUCCGCGCGUUCCUUGUUCGCAGAUCAAGAACUUUAAGACAUCUCAAAGACCUCGCUGUCAUCAAGUCCACUUUCAACUCCCUCAAAUCCUCGCUUUCCACCGAGACCCACUUCGAUUGCGACGCUCUUUCUCACAAAGCAAUGGAUUUGCUUCUCAAGCUUGACACUAUUCAGGGUGGAGACCCAAUGAUUAGGGAAGGGAAGAGGUCGAUUAGCAGAGAUUUGGUGCGCUUCUUGGAGUUCAUGGAUGAGGUUUCAGUAAAAAGGCAUGGGCUUUCCUUCAAAACGAGUAAGAAUGUGAAUUUUGGUCAUCCAAAUGGUGAUAAAUCUAGGGUUUUGCGCACCAAGAUAAAAAGUAUGGAUGGGCAGAGGGAUAUGAUAGAGAAACUGAGGACCAGAGUCGAAAAGAUUAGUGAGCUUUCUAAGAUUUAUCAAAACGAAGAAAACACCGAGCUUGAGGGGUUCCUGCAAGUCAGUUAUGAUGACGAGGAAAACCCACCCAGAUUUGUCAUCAGAGGAAAUAAUGGGCGAAUUAGUAAUGGGGUUUUGGUGAAACGGAAGGGGGCUCAAUCUAAGGUUAAGAAAAGUGUGAGCUUUGCAGAUAAUGGGAACGUGUAUAGGGUUUAUAGCGACAUCCACGAGCCAAUUUCAAGUGAGGAUGAUCCUUGCUUGGAUGACAGUAUUUCCAGUGGUCAUCACGGAGAGGAAGACCUCACAAAGACCGUGUGCAAGGGCUUUCCUCGAGGGACUGAGGAUGAUGAGAAGGCACACUCGGAAAAUGGAGAAUCACCCCGGUCCAGUGAUGGGGAAAGAAGUCCAAGAAGGAUUUCGAGAAGGGAAGCAAGUCAUGAAAUUGGAGGGCAUAUUCGGGUUCAAAAUGGGAAUUAUGCAUUCUCUGCUCCUUUGCCUUUGAAGAUGGAGUCUAAAGCUGUGACUCGAUGAAAAUGAAAGAGGCUGUGAAAAUCGUGGCCUAAUAAAAGGUAGUUUGGAAUGAUCCUGCAAAUUUUUGUGACCAAGAGAUUCGGUUUGUCAUUCUAAUUUUGUUAGUUUGGGGUGAUAGAAAAUCCACUGUGAAAGAGAUGUAUGGUAAUGGUCCAACAGGCAUAUUGGGGUUUUGCUACUUUGUGAUUUUUCAGUCGUCUUUGUUCUCCACUCCGAAAUUUGGGUUUUGAUUUGUUUGGUCUAACUUGUAACAUGUUCAAUGAUUGUCUGAUUCAUUACA
Molecule: messenger RNA, 1759 nt
Organism: Juglans microcarpa x Juglans regia
Lineage: Eukaryota; Viridiplantae; Streptophyta; Magnoliopsida; Fagales; Juglandaceae
Product: BAG family molecular chaperone regulator 8, chloroplastic-like
Exons: 2
Coding region: 85-1479 (464 amino acids)
Biological process (GO): protein folding
Cellular component (GO): plasmodesma
Source: RefSeq, a predicted model, not a curated record